UUUGCAGCUGCGCUAGGCGGCAUGCAGGCUGGCAUAACGCUCGGUUGGACAUCGCCGAUUCUGCCGUAUCUCACAUCGCCGGAAUCUUUCCUUCCGAAACUGUUUGAAAAUCAGAUCUCGUGGAUAACAUCUCUGUUGGCCCUGGGUGCCAUCGUCGGCGCCGUGCCGGCCGGCAAAAUCGCCGAUCGAAUCGGUCGGAAAUGGGCCAUCCUUUUAACAGCUGUGCCAUUCACCGUGUGCUGGCUUACCUUGCUCACGACCGGAAACAUCGUCAGUAUAUACGUCGCCCGAUUCAUCGGCGGAAUCGGUGCCGGAGCGGCCUGUGUCCUCGUGCCGGUCUACGCCGGCGAAAUUGCCCAGACGUCGAUCCGCGGCGCCCUGGGCGCCUUCUUUCCCCUGCUCUUUUCCUCGGGGAUUAUGUUCUCGUAUGUGGCGGGCGCCUACUGCUCUUACGUAGUCUUCAACAUCGCCUGCUGCGCCAUCCUGGUGCCCUUCGUCCUAGGCGUACCCUUUAUGCCGGAGUCGCCGAUCUGGUUGGUGCAGAGAGACCGUAAGAUUCAAGCCGCCAAAGUGCUAACAAUCUUACGCGGUCCACAUUACGACAUCGCGGGCGAAAUAACUGCUCUCCAGGACGAUGUCGACAGGAUGGUGAACGCGUCGGGCGGCCUCAAGGAUCUCGUCGGGACCAAAGCCGGACGUAAAGCCGCUGUCACUUGCGUGGGGCUUAUGUUCUUCCAACAGUUGUGCGGCGUAGACGCGGUUCUAUUCUACACGGUUAACAUUUUCCAAGCGGCGAACAGCACGAUCGACCCCUUCCUAUCGACCAUCGUUAUUGGGCUCACCGAAGUUGUGAUGACGAUAUUCGUCGCUACCGUAAUCGACAG
Wasmannia auropunctata (little fire ant) is the source of this 884-nucleotide messenger RNA. RefSeq names its product facilitated trehalose transporter Tret1-like. Gene Ontology annotation, molecular function: transmembrane transporter activity. The annotation marks the transcript as partial. Lineage: Eukaryota; Metazoa; Arthropoda; Insecta; Hymenoptera; Formicidae. Gene Ontology annotation, cellular component: membrane. Gene Ontology annotation, biological process: transmembrane transport. The transcript has a single exon. The record is from RefSeq and is a predicted model, not a curated record.